AUGGCGGAGGCCACCUACUGCCAAAUGUGUAAGUUCGCCCGGCCAAUGGAUCGCCGCGGGGUGCCGCAGAUUUUUUCUGGAUACAAAAUCCACUUCAACGGCAUCAUCCCUCGCACGAUCGUGCACCCGAGUCACUCGGUGGAGUGGCGCAUGGCAGAGCGCCACGGCGCUACCUGCUGCACGAGCUUCGACCCCGCAGUAGUCAGCAUUCUUGUCUACCGUCCCGGCUAUGAGCGCAGCGAGAAGUGCCGCAUCUGCCUUGAGCAGCACUUGAACAUUCCGUGCGUCCCGAUCGCGUGGCUGCUGGACUCGCUGCUACAGUCGCGCCAGAUUCAUCCCUCACUCUACCGCCUGACCCGUUUGCUGCCCGUGGCAAACCCGACGGUGGGCGGCACCGACCUGCCUCACCACCAGCACCCAUUCUACCAGAUCAACAAAUUCGAAUACAGCAUCCCCACCUCCUUUCCCGCCUCCAAGAGCAAGGCGUCCAAGAAGUCCGCGGCGACCGAUGGUGCGAAUAGGCAGUAUGAGGUGUCAGGCGAAAUAGAGGCGGCUCUUCCGCCGUUCUUCGAUAUCGAACCGUUCCGGUGCACAGCAAUGUCAGUCUUUGACGCCGCGGUGGCGUGUACGACCGGCGUGAAAACCGAGGCUGACGCCGACGACACCGACAAUAUCGAGGCUCGCAAAACGAAGCCCGGCAUUGAGCUCCUUGCCGCGCAGCAGGCGAGCAACAAGGUGGACCGAGCGCUUUUCAGCGGCAUGAAUGUGCUGCUUACGCCAUCUCUGCAGGGGCAGACGGCGGUUGUGAUGACCAUUCAGCGAUGUGGUGGGAAGAUUGCAGAGAAGCGGGAAUCGCUGGAGGCGACGCUGCGGAGUGGUGUGACUCACGUCAUCUACUCUCACGAGGACAAGAAGGAUGAGGUCAUGAUCCAGGCAGCGCACCUCGUCAGUACCAGCCUCCCCGGGCUUCAGCUGGUUCAGUCGAACUGGCUGGAGGACUGCCUCAUCCUUGGUGAGCUGUUGCCGCUUCGCGGCAUGUACACUCCGACCGCAAAGCUGAUAGAGACGCUCAACAAGAAGCACACGAAGGCAAAAAGCUGCGCCGUUUGA
This is a messenger RNA of Leishmania major strain Friedlin, 1110 nucleotides long. RefSeq lists its product as hypothetical. NCBI's taxonomy places the organism in Eukaryota, Euglenozoa, Kinetoplastea, Trypanosomatida, Trypanosomatidae. The transcript has a single exon. The record is from RefSeq and is a predicted model, not a curated record. Bases 1 to 1110 code for a protein of 369 amino acids.